AUCGAAAGGGAAACUAACCACUAUUUAAGAGAGAGCCGUUACUUUUUUUAUUCAAUAUGAGAAUAUCUACUUCUUAGAGAGGAAGAGAGGAAGAGCACCCACUGCACUGAGUCUGAGACUCUGAGGCUGAAAUGUAAACGUCGUCAUCCUCCAUAAGAUGCCGAAGAAGAACAGAAGUCGUAGGCAAGAUGAUGCUUAUUCAGAUGAAGAAGAAGCUGAGGAGUUAGAAGGAAUUCCACAGGCUUCUAAAAGGAAUGUAGAGGAGAAAGGAGUGCAGACAACACCUAAAGAUCAGUAUGGUGCGUUUGACUUUCGUGCACAACUAGAGCUUAGAGAUGAUUAUACUUCCAGACCCUUGUGGGUAGCUCCAAAUGGCCACAUUUUUUUGGAGAGCUAUUCCCCUGUAUACCAGCAUGCUAAGGAUUUCCUCAUCACAAUUGCAGAACCAGUCUGCCGUCCAGAAUUUAUCCAUGAAUACAAACUUACUGCUUAUUCAUUGUAUGCAGCUGUAAGUGUUGGUAUGCAAACACAUGAUAUAAUUGAAUAUCUUCGUAGGUUGUGCAAGACUUCGUUGCCACCAGGUAUUUGUGACUUUAUCCAGAGUUGCACACUGUCAUACGGAAAAGUGAAACUUGUUCUGAAGAAGAAUCGUUACUAUGUAGAAAGUGACUUCCCAGAAGUUAUUCAGAAACUUGUGAAACACCCGGCCGUACAGGAGUGCAUGUUAAGGCCAAGUGAUGGAGUCUUCAGUUCUGAAAAACAAAAGUCUCAGGCCAUUAUGUUUACAAGUCAUCAAGCUCAGAUGGCUGGGGGAGGAGAUAAUCCUGAAGAAGAGGAUGCAGAUAAAGAUCCAAAAGAUGGAACAACUGUAAUACCAGAAGAUAUAAAUGACCUUUAUGAGAAAUUGGACAAGGCAGAUGAUGAUGAAGAUGAAGAAAGAGCAUCCCAUACAGUUUCAUUUGAGGUUAAUCAGGAUAAAAUUGAAAAUCUACAGAAAACUUGUAUUGGCUUAGAUUAUCCUCUACUUGCUGAGUAUGAUUUCAAAAAUGACACAGUUAAUGAGUCCAUAAAAAUAGAUUUAAAACCAUCUGCAGUAUUACGACCUUACCAGGAAAAAAGCCUCAGGAAAAUGUUUGGAAAUGGAAGGGCCAGAUCAGGAAUCAUUGUACUUCCAUGUGGUGCUGGAAAGAGUUUAGUGGGAGUUACUGCUUGCUGCACCGUCAAUAAAAAGGCUCUAGUUUUAUGUAAUUCAGGAGUUUCAGUAGAACAAUGGAAGCAACAGUUUAAGAUGUGGUCGACUGCAACAGAUGAUAUGAUCUGCAGAUUUACUUCUGAUGCCAAAGACAAGCCAUUCAAUGCUGGUAUUUUAAUUACCACAUAUGCUAUGAUAUCUCACAACCAGAAGCGAGCUUAUGAAGCAGAGCAGACAAUGAACUGGUUGAAAGAGCAAGAGUGGGGAAUUAUGGUUUUAGACGAAGUGCACACAAUACCUGCAAAAAUGUUCAGGAGAGUACUUACUAUUGUCCAGUCACACUGUAAAUUAGGCUUAACUGCAACUCUUGUUCGUGAGGAUGACAAAAUUGCAGAUCUCAAUUUUCUCAUAGGACCAAAAUUAUAUGAGGCUAAUUGGUUGGAACUUCAAAAAGAAGGCUAUAUUGCCAAAGUUCAGUGUGCUGAAGUAUGGUGUCCAAUGACACCAGAGUUUUACCGUGAAUAUUUAAAUGGUAAGGUUUCUGAUCAGAAAAUCAAGCUUUUGUGUGGUAUGAAUCCUAAUAAAUUCAGAACUUGUGAAUUUUUGAUCAAGUAUCAUGAAAACAGAAAUGACAAAAUUAUUGUGUUUAUUGAUGAAGUGUAUGCACUGGUGCACUAUGCUAAAACAAUGCAAAAAAUGUAUAUUUGUGGCAAAACAAAUCAAAAAGAGAGAAUGACCAUCAUUCAGAAUUUCAAAUUGAAUCCAAAAGUGAACACCAUAUUCUUCAGUCGAGUGGCUGAUACAUCAUUCGAUAUUCCUGAGGCAAAUGUUCUGAUUGAGAUUUCCUCUCAAGGUGGUUCACGUCGUCAGGAAGCUCAGAGACUGGGUCGUAUUCUUCGAGCCAAGAAAGGCGCAGUCGCAGAGAAUUACAAUGCCUUCUUCUAUGCCCUUCUGUCUCAAGACACCAGAGAAAUGGGAUAUUCUAGGAAGAGGCAGAGUUUUCUAAUCAACCAAGGUUAUGCUUAUCGUGUUAUAACACCAAAACAGUUGGUGGGAAUGGAUGAGGAGCAACUCCAUUAUACCACUAGAGAAGAGCAGGUUCAUCUUCUUGAGCAAAUUCUAGCUGCUUCAGAGUCAGAUAUGUAUGAGGAAGGACAGUCUUUAGAUAAAGGCGGCAGUUCUCAUCGUCGUGUUGGUAACAUGAGUUCCAUGUCUGGUGCUGAUGAUUCUGUGUAUGCUGAGAAGAGAAAAGGUGGGAAGAAGGAGCAUUUGCACUACCUUUUCAAAAAGUUCAGGUCAUAGUCAUUCUAAAAAAUCUAUUAUUUUUUAUGAUGUGGGAUAGGAAUUUGAUUAAAUUUUUGGCUUCAAAUAAAAUGUCAAAAUAGUUAAUCGACUGUUAGACAUGUUGCAUCUCACUGUGUCAUGGAGUAGUGAUGUAUUUCCCGUUUUAUGAAGUAAUUUAAUUUUUACUACAGUAUAUUACACAUAUGCUUAACAGGAAAUACAAUGAUUUCUUUAAGCUCUGUAAACAAGGAAAACAAAUUCUAUAUGAAAUUUACCUAAAGCGUUGUAUCUGUUGUUUCAAUAUUUUCUCCAGAAAUUUAUGUACAGGUUCAAAACACUGAUUGCAAAGUGCAUUUUCAGACAUUUAUCAUUAAUAUACAGCAUAUGAAGUUCUUAUUACCAAAUUUUAUGUAAGAAGAAAUAUUUCUGUGAUAGCAUUUAUUUUGAGGGUCCUUGUUUGAUGUAAAAAUUCCUAUAUGACAGACUUACAACUCAGCUGUUCUUGAAUUAAUCUCAUUUUAUUAUUAAGGUUUUAUAUGUUCAAGUAAUUUGUAUCUUUAAAAUUAUAUAAUGAAUGUAUUACUGUAUGUACUGUAAUAUAUAUUUUCAGUAAUAUAUAAAGUAUUCUUAA
Macrobrachium nipponense is the source of this 3107-nucleotide messenger RNA. It is a transcript of the gene hay, whose product is annotated as general transcription and DNA repair factor IIH helicase subunit XPB-like. The transcript has 3 exons. Lineage: Eukaryota; Metazoa; Arthropoda; Malacostraca; Decapoda; Palaemonidae. Gene Ontology annotation, cellular component: transcription factor TFIIH holo complex; nucleotide-excision repair factor 3 complex; transcription preinitiation complex. The record is from RefSeq and is a predicted model, not a curated record. Gene Ontology annotation, biological process: nucleotide-excision repair; transcription initiation at RNA polymerase II promoter. Gene Ontology annotation, molecular function: hydrolase activity; DNA binding; 3'-5' DNA helicase activity. The coding region runs from base 158 to 2494 and encodes 778 amino acids.